UUGCCCAGAAGGUUGUGGCCAUGAGGAAAAAGCAGCAGCUCUCUAUUGGUCCGUGCAAAUCUCUCCCCAACUCUCCUAGCCACUCUUCAGUCCCCGCUGCAGCCAUCCCCUCUGUUCACAUCAACCAGGCGGCCAAUGGUGGGGGUGCGUUCAGCGACUACUCCUCCUCUGUUCCCUCCACCCCCAGCAUAAGUCAGCGGGAGAUGCGCAUUGAGACCAUCGCUUCCUCCAACACGCCCACGCCCAUCCGCAAGCAGUCGAAGCGCCGCUCCAACAUUUUCACAUCACGGAAAGCCAGUGAACAAUCAAAGAGCGUUGACAGUAAAACAGACAGCAUAGGCAGUGGAAGGGCCAUACCUAUCAAACAGGGAAUCCUUCUGAAGCGAAGUGGCAAAUCCCUCAACAAGGAAUGGAAAAAGAAAUAUGUCACACUGUGUGAUAAUGGCGUCCUUACUUACCACCCCAGUUUACACGACUACAUGCAGAAUGUGCAUGGGAAAGAGAUCGACUUGCUGAGGACAACGGUAAAGGUUCCUGGGAAGCGACCGCCCAGAGCCGUGGCAACCGUCGCCCCGACAGCUAGUCCCAAAACCAACGGGCUGACCAAGGACCGCAGCACCCUGCAGCUGGGCAUCGGAAACACAGGUGCUCCUCACUCCAACAGUAGUUCGUCCCUGCAGACGGGCGCCUCGUUGUUUGGCAGCAGUAAAGACGGCAUGCACCAACGCUCCUUCUCUGUGUCCAGCGCCGACCAGUGGAACGAAGCCAUCAACACCAGUACAAGCAGCGGAGCCCCCAAUGGAGUGAGUGAUCCUGCGAGCUCCAGUGUGGGCAGCGCCACCAGUCCAAAGCUUGAGCCGCCUCCUUCUCCACACGCCAACCGCAAGAAGCACAGACGGAAAAAGAGCACGGGCAUCACAAAGCCCGACGGCUUAUCUGCAGGCAACGAAGAACAAGAGGAUUCCUUUGAGUUCAUCAUCGUGUCGUUGACGGGUCAGACGUGGAACUUCGAAGCCUCUACGUACGAGGAGAGGGAGCUGUGGGUCCUAGCCAUCGAGAGCCAGAUCUUCGCCAGCCUGCAGUCCUGCGAGAGCAUAAAGAACAAGUCUCGGUUAGGCAGCCAAAGUGAUGCAAUGGCCAUUCAGUCCAUACGGAACGUGAGGGGGAACAGCUUCUGUGUGGACUGUGAUGCACCCAACCCCGACUGGGCCAGUCUGAACCUGGGCUCCCUGGUGUGCAUCGAGUGCUCGGGGAUCCACAGGAACCUGGGCACCCACCUGUCCCGCGUGCGCUCCCUGGACCUGGACGACUGGCCGGUGGAGCUCAGCAUGGUGAUGACGGCCAUCGGGAACGCCAUGGCCAACAGCGUGUGGGAGGGGGCUCUGGAGGGCUACAGCAAGCCAGGCAACGACACCACCAGGGAGGAGAAGGAGUGCUGGAUUCGAGCCAAGUACGAGCAGAAGCUGUUCCUGGUGGGCCUGCCCCAGUCCGACGUGCCCCUCGGCCAGCAGCUGCUGCGGGCCGUGGUGGAGGACGACCUGCGGCUGGUGGUGCUGCUGCUGGCCCACGGCACCAAGGAGGAGGUCAACGAGACGUACGGGGACGGGGACGGACGCACCGCGCUGCACCUCUCCUGCGCCAUGGCUAACGUGGUCAUCACACAGCUGCUCAUCUGGUACGGAGUGGACGUGUCGAGUCGGGAGGCUCGGGGUCAGACCCCUCUGUCCUACGCGCGGCGGGCCGGCAGCCAGGAGUGCGGCGACAUCCUGCUCCAGCACGGCUGCCCCAACGACACCAGCAGCCUGUCGUCCGUGGCAACGCCCAACAUGAGCCGCCGCAACCCCAACCCCAACAUCAACAACAACAACGCCCAGUGCGAGCUCAACCGCAGCAUCAGCAUCAUGUAGAGACGAGACACAGAGAGACCCCGNCCCC
Notothenia coriiceps (black rockcod) is the source of this 1935-nucleotide messenger RNA. RefSeq names its product ArfGAP with GTPase domain, ankyrin repeat and PH domain 3 (gene agap3). The annotation marks the transcript as partial. Gene Ontology annotation, cellular component: nucleus. NCBI's taxonomy places the organism in Eukaryota, Metazoa, Chordata, Actinopteri, Perciformes, Nototheniidae. Gene Ontology annotation, biological process: activation of GTPase activity. The transcript has 12 exons. Gene Ontology annotation, molecular function: GTPase activator activity; GTPase activity; protein binding. The record is from RefSeq and is a predicted model, not a curated record.